Molecule: messenger RNA, 3180 nt
Organism: Oppiella nova
Lineage: Eukaryota; Metazoa; Arthropoda; Arachnida; Sarcoptiformes; Oppiidae
Source: the annotation of a GenBank genome assembly
AUGGCCAGCAAUGGUGGCCAGUCACCGCAGGAAGCGGUUGGUGGCGCGACCGCACCGGUAGCUCCAGAACCAGACACAACGGGUCCCGCCAUUGAUGAACACAUCGACCGCAACAUCAAAGCCCUCACGAAGACGUUCUCUGACCUGAAGGUGAGAGCACCGGGAGGUCACCGCAAGUACUACUACGAAGUGGACAUCACUUUGCGAUCAAAUGCCGCCGAAGACGUUGACCACAGGUUAGCCACGCGUAUGAAACGCCUGUCCACUGGUAGCUACAGCUCACGCGAGGGACCCAUUGGUGGGGAACUGGAUGACAGCGCCAGUACUGAUGGCAACACCUCUCAGACGUCGUCACGCAAGGGACCAAUUGGUGGAUCCGAUGCACACGAGUGGCAGCCAUUGACGCCCAGAGAGAAGCAGACAAUUGUCUUCCGGAUGGCCAGAGAGUGGCCGCAAGUGUUCCGAAGACACACGCGAUUAGUAUUCUUCGAGUAUACGGGCGGACAGUACUUGUGUUCACACGAGUUGCUGGAUAUCGUGAACAAUGGCUUCGGAACUACUGGUCCACAGGAACCGCAAGCCUCGACCUCAUCAGCAGUGAUGGCCAGUGAUAUCAUAUGGCAAUCGGCGGUUAGGAGGGUCUGUAUGGGCGGUAAGCGUAAGGGACUGGCAGUCGGUGAUAGCGUAAAGUCAAAGGCGCUGUUAAAGGGAACGACAUACGAAGUUCGGCUGACCUACUGGUGCCCGACCCCCGAAGCAGAUAAUCCGUACGAUUGGCAGCGCAUUCAGGCGAAGAAGUCGCGUUUGGGAACAGAUUCUUACGACAUUGACUGCCCAUUAGUGCCGCCAAUGAAACGCCUGUCCAUCGGUCCCACUCACGAGGAACAGCACAUGCGGACAGUUAGCUCUGCGGACAACUACGAGCACUACUACGAGGUGGACGUCGAGCACCUGUCCAUUGAUGGCCACAAACCUCUGGCACUCAGAGACGACGAGAAGAUGAUAAUUGUCGAGCGAAUGGUCGACGAGUGGCCGGAAGUGUUCGCCAAAGAACCCAAAGUUCAAUACAAUUACUACGGCUUGAAGUAUAUGUCGUGCUAUCAGUGGCUGGACAUCAGCGCCGAUGGCCGCUCUACCACUACCGGCCCUCAGCCAGAGGUCACCCGUACGGUGAGGGUUAGGAUGAGUGGUAAGCGGUGGGAGAGUUGGCGCACAGAGACCUUAUGGGAUGAAGAGGUGUUUGUGGUGUCUUUGAGGUACUGUUCACAGACUCCUGGCGCUGACAGCCUGUCCCACCGCUUGCAUGUGGUUAAGGAUCAGUAUUCAGGUGAGGUAGCCGAGACUUUCAACGCUUGUAGUGAUGGAAAUGGCGAUGAGAUGGGAAUGGUAGCUGCGAAGUCAGCUCAAAAUAUUAACCGCCCGUUAGCGCUACCAAUGAAACGCCUGUCCAUUAGCCGCGCAAGUCUUAGAAGUCAGAGACAGAAUGAGGGGACAGUUAGCUCGGAGCACAACUACGAGUACUACUAUGAAGUGGUUGUGCAGCAGCUGUUCAUCGGUGGCUACACACGACUGACACUUCUGGACGCCGAGAAGAUGUCAAUUGUGGCCCUAAUGGUCAGGCAAUGGCCGGAAGUGUUCUAUACUAUGGCGCCUGUAGUUCGAUACAAAUACGAGGGCUCGAGGUAUAUGUCGUGCAAUCAAUUUCUGGACUUUGGAUCCGAGGGCCGGUCGACCAUCAUCUCAAGCGGCCAACCGGUGGUCAUCCGGACGGUUAAGAUUGAGAUGACUGGUCAGCGUUGGAGGAAAUGGCGUUCGGAUGCUAAGCGCUUGAACGAGAUGUUUGUGGUGCGGCUGCGAUACUGUCCCCACAAAACUACAGGCGCUGACAGCCCGCCUAACCCUAUGCCAGUGCCAGUGGAUCAAAGUAUAGGCUUCCAACUGUCGGAGCCUUUAGAGGCGAAGACUAACGGUGCGACUAAUGAGGGGAAUGGCGUUCAGACAUACGGAGGGGUAGGCCUUCAGUAUCACUACUACGAGGUGGUGGUCAAACACGUGCCCACCGAUGAUGGGGACAAUGCGCUGACACUGAGUGCCACAGAAAAGAGGUUGAUAUUCGAGCGAAUGAUCACCGAGUGGUCGGACGUGUUCGCACCGGGAGAUCGCAAAGUGUUUUACUUAUACGAAGGCUACGAGUACAUGCUAUGCAAACAAUGGUUGCCCAUUGAUGUUGCCACGCGUUAUGUCAGUAUAUCGCUGAUACCCCUGUCUACUGAGCAGUCGUUUGAAGUGCAAUUGAAGUACUGGUAUCCAACCGCCGGUAAAACCAAUCCAUUCGGCUUACGCUCAGCAGACAUGUCGUCCCCAUUGGUCCAAACCCCUCCCGUUCCGGUCAGUGCCCAACUACCGCGAGCCGCCGACACUCAAUACCACAAAUACAGGGCUCACAUUAAACACUUGCCAACCGAUGGGACAGCCGUUCCGAGCGCCGGCGCUCCCAAUGUGAACGACUUGCUCACCGAAGCGAUGAUUAAAAGCAACACGUAUUACAUAAUCCGCAAAAUGGGCGCCGAGUGGCCGGAAGUGUUUGGUGACGCCUUGAAGACUAUUGUCCCCGUCGACAGCACCGGCAGCUUCUGGUGCAGCCGACCUCUGGACAACAUACAGGUGUCUACGCCGACCAGUCGUGUGGUGAGCAUAAGUCUGUGCGACGGCAGUGGUGUCCAGACCUUCGAAGUCGAUGUCUAUAAAGCCGUUUACGACUUCCCGUCUGUUCAAGACUUUUCAUGCGAGGGAACGGCUACUCACAAGCAGUCAGUAGGCAAUAGCCGUGCGUUUGAGGAGAUGACUGGCACUCGACACUACCAAUACAAGGCUCACAUCAAACACGUGUCCGACACCCUUACCAUAGCCAGCCCUCAAGUUUACACCAAUGAGCAGAUCAGAGACUACUCGUACCGCAUAAUCACCAAAAUGGCGGUCGAGUGGCCGGAAGUGUUCGGUGACACACGGCUGGCGGCGAAAACGAUUGUCAGCUACGACAGCACCGGUAGUUUCUGCCGCUUCUGGUGCUCGCGCAGUCUCGACACUAUACUGGUGUCUAAGCCGACCAGACGUGUGGUGAGCAUCGAUGUCGGCAUUCAUGGCUCUGUCCAGACCUUCGAACUCGCUUACAGCUCAUAA